This is a messenger RNA of Dromaius novaehollandiae (emu), 1152 nucleotides long. RefSeq names its product ALK and LTK ligand 1 (gene ALKAL1). Lineage: Eukaryota; Metazoa; Chordata; Aves; Casuariiformes; Dromaiidae. The record is from RefSeq and is a predicted model, not a curated record. Gene Ontology annotation, molecular function: receptor signaling protein tyrosine kinase activator activity; receptor tyrosine kinase binding. Gene Ontology annotation, biological process: positive regulation of ERK5 cascade; positive regulation of ERK1 and ERK2 cascade. The transcript is spliced from 6 exons. Bases 1 to 483 code for a protein of 160 amino acids.
AUGCCGGCUCUCGGAGCUGUGAUGCUGACACAGGCAGAAACCUGGCAACACAGCAAGGAUAGUCACGUCUGGAAACCCAGGGAAAGAGGGUCAUCACUUCUCAGUGAGACAGGAAGAAAAGGAGAGAGGGGGUUGAUAGCCAGCAUUAGCCAGGGGAUGAUUGUUAGCAGCUUCUGUGGAAAUUCUUUUAGAGAAACUUUCAUAGUGGAGGACAGCAAGAAUUCAUUUCAGCUAGUUGGAAUAACGGAUUUCCUUUCUUACAAGAAAUACCAUUUUAAAACAGAAAUUUUUCCAAGAGAUUCCAGUCUAAAAGACAAGUUCAUAAAGCAUUUUACAGGACCAGUCACAUUUUCAUCAGAGUGCAGCAAGCACUUCCAUCGACUGUAUCACAACACAAGGGAUUGUUCAACACCAGCUUAUUAUAAAAGGUGUGCAAGAUUGCUAACAAGAUUAGCAAUGAGCCCUUUGUGUACACAGUCCUAGGAUGUUUGCUAUACUUUCUACUAAGGAGAGAAAUCUGAUUUGCCAAGAAAGUGCCUUGAAAUCUUCCAAGACGGAGAAGACAUCUUGUACCUUUUUGAUUUACAACAUUUUGUUACUAGAUGCAUUUUAUUUUCAUAUAUAUUUCGGACAUUCCAUAUUUGUGUGAAACAUUAUUUUAUUUUGAUUUGUAAAUUUGUUGCCUAUAGUUCAGACAAGCCAAUUAUUUAUAUACAUUGUAUAUAAAGAAUACUAAUAAUAUACUAAUUAAAUGUUAUAAUCAUAUGCAGGGAGUUGGUAAAAUUUUGCUGUUUCUCUUGUUCCAUUGUAUUUACAUCAUUUUGCUCAGGCUCUUACUUUCAUUAUUUGCACUAACUUGAAAUGCAGAAGUCUAUGUAACUGAAAUCUGAAUAAGCUGUAAGUGGGGAAGUUUUACUUGCCAUGGAAGAUAUUUUAUAUUAUGAAGCUUUGUUAAUAUAUACAUAUAUAUUAUUGCGCAUCAAAAAAAAUGCUCAGAAAUGCACCUUGCUUUCAGGAACAUUUGUAUGACUAUUCUGGAUUAUCAUCAGUUACAUUUGUACUGGCACUUAUGGAAAGAGUUGCAAAUAAUGUAAAUAUAAAGACUGGAAAACUGCAAUGCAGUUUUGAUGGAAUAAAGAACAUAAAAAUAAA